GAACUGCCCAGGAGUGAGCAGCUGCUCCGGUUGGCCCUGCCUGACAGACACACCGACAGCCUGACAUCCUAGCCCACCAACUAACCAGCCUGCACCUGGCUGCUUCCCCCUCCCCAGGAACAUUGGCCAUGCGUCCCCUGUGGUUACUCACCUUGCUGCUGGCCCUGAGCCAGGCCUUACCCUUUGAGCAGAAGGGCUUCUGGGACUUCACCUUGGAUGAUGGGCUGCUCAUGAUGAAUGAUGAGGAGGCUUCAGGCUCAGACACCACCUCAGGUGUCCCCGACCUGGACUCUUUCACACCUACUUUCAGUGCCAUGUGUCCUUUUGGCUGCCACUGCCACCUGCGGGUUGUUCAAUGCUCUGACUUGGGUCUGAAGACUGUGCCCAAGGAGAUCUCACCUGACACCACACUGCUAGACCUGCAGAACAAUGACAUCUCUGAGCUCCGCAAGGAUGACUUCAAAGGCCUUCAGCACCUCUAUGCCCUGGUCCUGGUAAACAAUAAGAUCUCCAAGAUCCAUGAAAAGGCCUUUAGCCCUCUGCGGAAGCUGCAGAAACUCUACAUCUCCAAGAACCACCUGGUGGAGAUUCCUCCCAACCUGCCCAGCUCCCUGGUAGAGCUACGCAUCCAUGACAACCGUAUCCGAAAAGUACCCAAGGGCGUGUUCAGCGGGCUCCGCAACAUGAAUUGCAUUGAGAUGGGUGGAAAUCCCUUGGAGAACAGUGGCUUUGAACCAGGAGCCUUUGAUGGCCUGAAGCUCAACUACCUUCGCAUCUCAGAGGCCAAGCUCACUGGCAUCCCCAAAGAUCUCCCUGAGACCCUGAAUGAACUUCACCUGGACCACAACAAAAUCCAGGCUAUUGAGUUGGAGGACCUACUUCGCUACUCCAAGCUGUACAGGCUUGGCUUAGGCCACAACCAGAUCCGGAUGAUUGAGAAUGGGAGUCUGAGUUUUCUGCCUACCCUGAGGGAACUUCACUUGGACAAUAAUAAGCUGUCCCGGGUACCCGCUGGCCUGCCAGACCUCAAGCUCCUCCAGGUGGUCUAUCUGCACUCCAACAACAUCACCAAGGUGGGAAUCAACGACUUUUGCCCCAUGGGCUUCGGAGUCAAGAGGGCCUACUAUAAUGGCAUCAGCCUCUUUAACAACCCUGUGCCUUACUGGGAAGUGCAGCCAGCCACCUUCCGCUGCGUCACUGACCACCUGGCCAUCCAGUUUGGAAAUUACAAGAAGUAGAGGCAGUGGUAGCCACCAUGGUGGCCUUGGUGAGAGUCUCCGAAGGAACAUAGCCUGAUGUUCCACAGGGGAAGGGGAAGCAAAGAAGCAAAGCCCCAAAGACAACACCUUUGUUCCCCAACAUUAACUUCCUGCUCCACCACAGCCUCUCCCUGGCUCCCCAGCAUGCACAUAUACACAUGGCCUUGCCCCCUCAUCCAUUCCCCUCAGCUUUUGAGAUUUAACACUCAUUCAUAUUGUCCACUCAAGGAUUCUCUAUUCUUUCUUCUUGUUCAUCCUGAAAUUCAGAUUUCUGUGGCAGGAGGGGUAGCAAAGUUAGACACAGCACACUGCCACAACUACUGUUCCAUCCAGGCAUAUGUUAUUCCUCUUCCUCACCCACAUCUGAUUUUUAGCUCUCCUGGUCCUUUCCUGCUGCCCUUGGCAGCCACCACCUGGCUCUACUAACUCCUGGAUCAGUCUCUCUUUCCAAGCCUGUUAUGCUUCCUGGCAUGUCUCUUCCUUCUGGGGUUGUAGAUCUGUCCCCUGUCGUCUCUCUGGACCCAGUUCAUCUCUCUCUCUCUCUCUCUCUCUCUCUCUCUCUUUCUCUCUCUCACCCACUCUUUGUCUCUGUAUCUCUCUGCAUCUAUCUCAGUCUUCUCUGGCUAUUUCUGUUUCUCUCUCUCUCUCUCUCUCUCUCUCUUACAUACAUACACACACACAAACACACACACACACACACACACACACACACACACACACACACACACAAUGACUGUCUGCCCCAGGCUGCUUUCUGCUUCACAGGUCUCUGGCCAGUCCCUGCACAAAAAAAAUCUGGGGCAACUAUCUCCCUGAUUGCCCUGCCCAUCACUUGAUCCCCAGCCCUGGAAGAAGCUGGAAGGUGGAGGCCCAGAAUCCUUUCUAUACUAUCCAGGAAAGGGGCCAUACUUUGUUAUCAAGAUGGGGAGCAGGAAGCUUCCCAGCCCCUGGAGAGGCUCAGCAGGCCACCAGAGCCCCCAGUUUUUAUUGACCCCUGCCCUUUACCCAAGAUGGCUAGGUCCCCCUCCCUCAAUCCUGGGUCCCUUCUGUGGGAGAAGUUGGUUGGUAAUCAGUUGCAUCCAGCAGGAGGGAGUGCUGCUUAUGAGGUCAGUUGUCUUUCAAUUAAAGAAACACUGUGCAAUA
Messenger RNA from Psammomys obesus (fat sand rat), 2402 nucleotides. It is a transcript of the gene Bgn, whose product is annotated as biglycan. The transcript is spliced from 8 exons. NCBI's taxonomy places the organism in Eukaryota, Metazoa, Chordata, Mammalia, Rodentia, Muridae. Bases 129 to 1238 code for a protein of 369 amino acids. The record is from RefSeq and is a predicted model, not a curated record. Gene Ontology annotation, molecular function: protein binding.